AUGUUAAGUUACUAUAAUCACAUUAAUGGGAAUAUUAAAAAAGCAAGAAAUAAUCCGCAGAGUCCGACAAAUAUAACUUUGUUAGGUUCUGAAAUAAGACAAAUAUUACAAAGAACACCAUAUGAAGUAACGAAAAAAUUCAGCAAUAAUAUUUAUAACAAUAAUAGUGAUAAUAGUGAUAAUAUAUAUUCAAAAUUGGUGAGAACUAAGUACGAUUACCAUCAUCAUUCUUCCUGUUAUGAUCAAUUUAACAUACAGAUUAAAUGGAUUACUUUUCGUAAUGAAAUGAUAGAUGAAUUGUUGAAGUUAAAUGGCGUUUUGUAUCUUGAAGGAAACACAAAUAUAUGCGAAUUCAGAAAAAACACAGUAAAUAUUGAUGAUAUUCAAAAUAUAAAUUCACCGAAUUCGUUAUUUUACAACCCUUUAAGGUCCUUACAUUCACCCGGGAUAACAAGUAAUACUAGUGGUUUGAAUAUAUCAUAUAAUAAUAAAAAAGUAGGUUCUCUAAAAAAAAAUAAGUUUAGAAAUAAUAUUAGGAAUAUAAUAAAGACCUUGAGAAUAAAAGUCAAACAUGCAUUUACAUUGAAAUCAAAAAACCCAUAUGAAAAUUAUAUUGAUGCUAAAAAUGGUACAACUCCUAGUACAAUAACAACGCCCAAUAUAAAUUUAUUACCCACCGAACAAUCAUCACCUAUUAGAUUCUGUGUAUCAUCUCUAGGUGAAAAUUUAUAUAACGAAACUAUGUAUGGUGGAAGCGAAGAUGACACCAUUGAGUCCUUUGGGUAUCCAAUUCAUCAUACUAGUUUGGUUGAUAAUAGUUCUCAUAGUGUGUCCCUGUAUCAUACGAAUAUGCUCAAUUAUUUUUAA
This is a messenger RNA of Arxiozyma heterogenica, 867 nucleotides long. RefSeq lists its product as uncharacterized. Bases 1 to 867 code for a protein of 288 amino acids. The record is from RefSeq and is a predicted model, not a curated record. NCBI's taxonomy places the organism in Eukaryota, Fungi, Ascomycota, Saccharomycetes, Saccharomycetales, Saccharomycetaceae. The transcript has a single exon.